AUGCUGGCUGUGUGUGUGUUUCUGGUGAUGUCUGGAGGGCAGACCGGCGGAGAGGCUGCUGGUGCCAGGCAGCGACGCAGGACCAGCCUGAGCCCUGAGAGAGAAGACCUGGAGGGACUUUCCUCACCACCCGCUUUCCGCAAACUCUCGCCCAUGUACCCCAAGGAGGAGCACAGCACGGGGGGAAUCACCUCUUCGGUCAACUACCUAGAUGGAGUUUAUGAGUACCCAAACCCAACUCAGACCUACGGCACCUCAUCGCCCACUGAGCCUUCUUCUGUCGAAUACUACCCGGCUCCCCCGGACCCUCACGGUCCAGCGGUUGAAGAACAUCUGCAGGCUUUAGGCACGGGAUCCAGCAGCCCUCUCAUGUUCACACCCUCAAGCCCUCAGCUGCCUCCGUAUCUCAGCCAUCAUGGCGGCCACCACUCUUCACACCAGGUGUCUUACUACCUGGACACCUCCUCUAGCACAGUCUACAGGUCCAGUGUGUUAGCUUCUCAGCCUGCAGGUGUCGGCUUGUGUGAAGACCUCUGCAGCGCUACAGAUAGGCAAGAGUUGUAUAACGGGUCAAAAGCCACAGGAGGGUUUGGUCUGGCGAAGGAGACACGCUUCUGUGCGGUGUGCAGUGACUAUGCUUCUGGUUACCAUUAUGGAGUCUGGUCCUGUGAGGGCUGCAAAGCUUUCUUCAAGAGAAGCAUUCAAGGUCACAAUGACUAUGUUUGUCCAGCGACCAACCAGUGUACUAUUGACAGAAACCGCCGGAAGAGCUGCCAAGCAUGCAGACUACGCAAGUGCUAUGAAGUAGGGAUGAUGAAAGGAGGUAUUCGUAAGGAUCGAGGUGGUCGAACUGUCAGGAGGGAGAGGAGGAGGAGUGGAAGUGAGGAUCAUGACAAACGCUACAUUGAACAGCAGACUCAUGUGGGUCUAAAGACAGUUGCUCCACAGAACAAAAGGAAGAGAGUCGGUGGGGUGGUCAGUGCUUUAUGCAUGAACCCAGAACAGGUGCUGCUGUUGCUCAUGGGGGCGGAGCCACCAGCCGUCUGUUCACGACAGAAACACAGUCGCCCGUACACAGAGAUCACAAUGAUGUCUCUGCUCACCAAUAUGGCCGAUAAAGAACUCGUCCACAUGAUAGCCUGGGCUAAGAAAGUACCAGGCUUCCAGGAUCUCUCUUUGCAUGAUCAGGUGAAGUUGUUGGAGAGCUCCUGGCUGGAGGUGUUAAUGAUUGGACUUAUAUGGAGGUCUAUUCACUUGCCUGGAAAACUCAUCUUUGCUGAGGAUCUCAUCCUCGACAGGAGUGAAGGAGAAUGUGUCGAGGGAAUGGCCGAGAUUUUUGACAUGCUCUUGGCAACCGUGGCUCGAUUCCGCAGUCUCAAACUUAAGCCGGAGGAAUUUGUGUGUCUCAAAGCCAUCGUACUGCUUAAUUCUGGUGCGUUUUCAUUCUGUUCUAGUCCUGUGGAGCCCCUGACAGACUUCUUCAUGGUGCAGUGCAUGCUGGAUAACAUCACCGAUGCCCUCAUUUACUGCCUCAGUAAAUCAGGUGCCUCACUGCAGCUGCAGUCACGUCGACAGGCCCAGCUUCUCCUGCUCCUGUCCCACAUCAGACACAUGAGCAACAAAGGGAUGGAGCACUUAUACAGAAUGAAGUGCAAGAAUCGAGUUCCACUGUAUGACCUGCUGCUGGAGAUGCUGGAUGCUCACCGGUUCCACGCUCAAGGGAAAGUGCAGCGACCCUGGGCACAUCAUGAGAAAGAUCCACCCUCUACACCCACAACCAGUUGCGGCAGUCCCUCCAGAGGACAUGGAGUCAUGCAGCUCAACUCCGAGCCAAAGUCCUGACUCCCGAGUCAUAGCAUCUGAAACACAUUCGGGUAAAAUUAAACAGCUAAACUUUGGACUGUGAUUCAUGGCACUGCCUACUUAUUAAAUUGGGGCUAAAGUGGAGUCUCUGCUUGUGCUUUAAAAAGAUUCCACCUCAAAUUCAGGUACACCAAACCAGAUUAAUACAAGAUUAGAUCCUCAGAUGAGAACAAGCAUCCAGAAAACUUCGCAUUUGUGACCCUGGAUCACAAAACCAGUCUUAAGCACGGGAACAUUUUUAGUAAAAGACAAAAAUACAUUGUGUGGGUCAAAAUUAUAGAUUUUUCUUUCAUGUCAAAGAUCUUUAGGAUAAUACUUAAAGAUCAUGUGCCAUGAAGAUAUUUUGUAAAUUUCCUAAGUUAAAUAUAUCAAAACUUUAUUUUUGUGAGUGGAUGGCCUGACACGGUGCCUCUGAUUAACUUCAAAGGCAGUUUUCUCAAUAUUUCGAUUUUUUUGCUCUUUCAGAUUCAUGAGUUUUAAACGGUUGAAUCUCAGCCAGAUCUUGUCCUAUUCUAACAACUCAAUAGAAAGCCUAUUUAUUCAGCUUUCAGAUUAUGCAAAAUCUCAAUUUCAAAAAAUGUACCCAUAAGACUGUUUUUUUUUGUCCAGGGUCACAUUUAUGGUCACAAACAUUUUUAAAAGUCAAGACUCACUUUAUAAAUGGUGUGUUUGGACUCCGUCCGUGAUAUUCUGAGACCACUUUAUGCAGAAGCUGCUAUUUUUUUCGUUUAGAUCUAUUGAGUGACAAUAUUCUCAUCAGCUAGCCUAUAGGCCUACACAAACACCUUCUGAAGACAAAAUGUAAAUUGAAUGAGAUACGUGCACUUUCUUCAAAAUGGUAUGAAAAUCGGUUGAAUUCAUAAAAACGUAGUUCCUCACCAAUGAUUAUUCAAACCAUUUAUUGGUAAACAAAUUUGUUAUUUACAAUUAAUUUUCACAGACGCUUCUGAGCUGUCAGUCACAUACGUUAGCAGAAUAGCAAACUGAAGACGUUGAAGCAUAUUUACAUUCUACUAUAAUUACAUUACAGUAACGCACAAUAGCUGUGUUUAAUUUUAUGCAGCUACACUAAAUAUUAAUAGUUUAUCAGUAUUAAUUCCGAACACACAGUAACAUGAGCACUGUAUAAGUUAACACAAAAAUCAAAGCAGGGGCGCCGCCUGCAGGUCAACAUGAAAACAGCAUUAGACGUAUCAAACUAUUUUCUUAAAUUGCAUAUCAGUGUGAUCGAUUCUCAUAAUCCGAUCUGUUUAUGAAUACAAUGUGAUAUUUUUUUAAAUAAUUUUUAGAUGUUGAAUUUUAAAUUAAAUGACAAAAAUGAAAACACA
Triplophysa dalaica is the source of this 3191-nucleotide messenger RNA. It is a transcript of the gene esr1, whose product is annotated as estrogen receptor 1. Gene Ontology annotation, cellular component: nucleus. Lineage: Eukaryota; Metazoa; Chordata; Actinopteri; Cypriniformes; Nemacheilidae. The record is from RefSeq and is a predicted model, not a curated record. Gene Ontology annotation, molecular function: steroid binding; sequence-specific DNA binding; nuclear estrogen receptor activity. Gene Ontology annotation, biological process: steroid hormone receptor signaling pathway; regulation of DNA-templated transcription.